AUGAGUGCGCUACAACAAAAAGUCUGUGGACUUUUAGGCGGUUUAUCUUAUGUGGCCAGUAUGGAGUAUUAUAGAUAUAUGAAUGAAUUAGUUGGCAAAGAAUAUUCUGGUCAUAGCAGUAAUCUAACAAUGGUGUCAAUUGAUACAUACGACUAUGUUGAUUUAAUACAAAGAAAUGAAGCGGAAAAAGCUGCUGAUUAUCUUUUAACGGGUGUGGAAAGAUUAGUCAAAAGUGGAAUCGAUUUUCUAUUAAUAUGUUCAAAUACAGCUCACUUAGUUGUACCAUUAAUUCAACAACGGUAUCCAUCAUUACCAUACUUGCAUAUUGGAGAUACAACUGCGUAUGAAAUUAAAAAACAAAAAUUGAAAAAAAUUGGUUUUUUGGGAACAGCAACGUCAAUGUCCAUAAAUGGUUCUGUUGCACAACGUUUAUUAGCUCACCACAUCGAUGUUGUAUUUCCAUCGGUCGAUGAUAUUCCUACAUUGCAUCAAAUAAUUAUAAAUGAAUUAUCAAAUAACAUAUUUACUGAAAAAUCAAAACAAAUUUAUCUAGCCGCAAUAAAACAACUGAAAGAUACACAUCAAGUUGAAGGUGUUGUUUUAGGUUGCACAGAAAUUCCAUUACUCGUGAAUCAACAGGAUGUUUCUGAAAUUUCAUUAUUUGAUUCAACACGAAUACACGAAUUGAAUGGUAAAGAUCCCAGUCAACGUGGGAAAACAGCACGUAUUACAACAACAGCUCGUGAAAUCGUUAGAUUUUGUUAUGGGCAGACAGCUGAUACUAAAAGUUUAAAGUUUGAUGAAUUAAAUAUCGUACUUGAAAUGAAGAAAAGACACAGUGGUGGUACCGAUCAUAUUCGUGCAGCUGAUGGUAUUAGUAAAGAAAAAGACUAA
Molecule: messenger RNA, 894 nt
Organism: Didymodactylos carnosus
Lineage: Eukaryota; Metazoa; Rotifera; Eurotatoria; Philodinida; Philodinidae
Source: the annotation of a GenBank genome assembly